Molecule: messenger RNA, 2286 nt
Organism: Centruroides sculpturatus (bark scorpion)
Lineage: Eukaryota; Metazoa; Arthropoda; Arachnida; Scorpiones; Buthidae
Gene: Scamp
Product: secretory carrier-associated membrane protein 1-like
Exons: 10
Coding region: 190-1257 (355 amino acids)
Biological process (GO): protein transport
Cellular component (GO): trans-Golgi network membrane; recycling endosome membrane
Source: RefSeq, a predicted model, not a curated record
UAAAAUAUCGUAUAUUAUUUGAUAUUAUCCAAUAAUAUUCCUUUUUAAUUAAAUGACGAUCAUUUCGGUAUAGAGUUCGAUAAAGUUAAUCUCGAACCACUUACUUAGCGAAAUCGGUAAUGACGGACAUCUUUUGUAUAGAAGGCUGAAAAUUCGUUAAGUUUUUAAUUAAUUUAUAAUAUAAAGAAGAUGUCGGGAUUCGAUAGUAAUCCUUUUGCCGAUCCAUAUGCCAGUAAUCCGUUUGCGGAUCCUACUGUGCAGCAAGUGACAAAUCAGGCAAAUCGUGCCCAGUCUGCUUUAGAUGAUUAUAAUCCAUUUGCAGAUCAACAACAGAAAACAGUUCAAGCACCUGGUACAAAUCCUCCACAAUAUCAACCACCUCCAAUUAAACAAGAUACUCCACAACCAGCUGUAAUGCAACCUAUUUCAGAACCUCCUCCAGCAUAUACGCCAACCGGAGCACAGAAUUUUAGUACGGCAGACUUACAGAAAAAACAAGAAGAAUUAGAAAGAAAAGCUGCAGAAUUGCAAGCUAGAGAAGAAGCACUUAGAAAAGUACCUUACAAUGUUCGUGCCAAUAAUUGGCCACCAUUACCAGAAAAAUGUUGCGUUGGUCCAUGUUUCUAUCAAGAUAUUGGUGUUGACAUUCCAUUAGAAUUUCAAAAAAUUGUCAGGAGCAUAUAUUACUUAUGGAUAUUUUAUGUAGGAGUUCUCCUAUUGAAUGUUUUGGGAACAAUGGCAAUUUUGUUUGUUGAUGGAGAUGCUACAACCUUUGGGUUUUCUUUAUUGGCAAUUUUUCUUUUUACACCUCUGUCUUUUGUAUGCUGGUUUCGGCCAUUAUAUAAAGCUUUCAGGAGUGAUAGUUCAUUCAACUUCAUGGUGUUUUUCUUUGUAUUCUUUUUCCAAUUUAUUCUUGCAGUAAUCUAUGCUAUUGGAUUUCCUAAAGUGGGAUCAUGUGGUAUAUUCAAUUCCAUUGCAGCAAUGAGACAACCUCCGGUUACCACAAGCUCUUAUUUUGUGGGAGGUCUAGGUUUGAUCAUUGGUUUCUUAUGGGCGGCCGUCGCACUGAUAUCGGGCAUCAUGAUAAUCAAGGUGCAUCGCCUGUAUCGUAGUACGGGCGCCAGUUUCGCCAAGGCCCAACAAGAGUUCACUUCCGGCGUGUUACGUAAUGAGCACGUGCAACAGGCGGCAGCAACGGCAGUGAGCGGAGCGACCCAACAGGCCAUGAAUCAAGCAGUUUCUGGUAAUCGCUACUAAAAGAAGAAAAAUGGCGCACGUUUUAUUCUCCGAGGAGGAAAUGGCGAGGGAGUAACCACCGUCGAUAGAAGAUAGGAAUUGUUUUGCUAUCGAGGAAAAUUCGAUCCGGAAACUAGAAAAAAAUCGUAAUCUUUAUUGUAAAACUUCAAUUGUAAAUCCAGAAAUUUGGAAGAACUUUGCUAUAAUUCUGUCCAUUUUUUUCCUAUGGUUAAAUGUAUCAUGCUUUGUGCGUGACAUAAAAAAACAUACUACUGUCCAAAAUAUUCGUGAAAUUUGACAGAAUUUUCUUUACAAAUAUAGUAUAUAUACAAACAUACAUGCAUACAUAUAUAUACCAAUAUAUAUAUUAUAUAGAAUCCGAUCGCAUAUGUAUUCACAAUUGAUGUUCUGUUUUAAAGUAGCUGCACACGAACACACUAAACACACGCAUAUUAAUUAGUUUAAAAACAUUCACCGGAUACUUGCGAUUUAUUUUUUUAAACUCUAUAUUUUAGACUACUAUUUAAUUUUUUUAAUGUGUUCUAUCUAAAGCAUUCAUUCCAAAACACUAUUUUUUUUCUUGCAUUCUGCAGGCGAAACUAUCUUAAUUUGCAACGUUCCGAGAGUUGCAAAAAAUAUUUGUAUCGCGUUUCGACAGACAUUUUUAUGGAUCGAGUCGAAUUCGAGAAAGGAUUUUUACAUUUCGUGUAACUCGAAGACAUUCGUCAAAAAAACGUAAAUACAAGAGUUUAAUUCGUACAACGAUGGAAAAUUGGAAAACACUUACGAAAUUCUAUAUAUAUAUAUCCACAGUGCUUUCUCGUUUAACAUUAUUAUUAUUGUUAUUAUUAUUAUUAUUAAAGGUCGACUUAACGAGUUAAUUCGAUUUACAAAUGUCGUUUUCUGUCGUCAGGAAAUAGGAAAACUAAUAAAAAAAAAUUUUUGGUUUGGUUUCUAAUUAUUUUUCAUUGUGCAUGAGAAAUUCUUGCUAUGUCGAUUAUCAAUCUGUUGUACAGUGUUAUUGUAGUGCUAAUAAAUAUUUAACAUUAA